Labrus bergylta (ballan wrasse) is the source of this 1455-nucleotide messenger RNA. It is a transcript of the gene rpf2, whose product is annotated as ribosome production factor 2 homolog. Gene Ontology annotation, biological process: maturation of LSU-rRNA from tricistronic rRNA transcript (SSU-rRNA, 5.8S rRNA, LSU-rRNA); ribosomal large subunit assembly. Gene Ontology annotation, cellular component: nucleolus. The record is from RefSeq and is a predicted model, not a curated record. Gene Ontology annotation, molecular function: rRNA binding. NCBI's taxonomy places the organism in Eukaryota, Metazoa, Chordata, Actinopteri, Labriformes, Labridae.
CACCAUCGAAGAAGAAGAGCAGCAGUGUUGUCUUCCGGCUCUGGGAUUCACGUGGACGAGCAGCAGCGUGAGUUAGCUCCUGAAGCUAACAGGAACCCGAUUAAAAACACAAACAUGACGCAGCUGGACGGUGUGGUGAAACCCAAGACGAAGCGCUCCAAGCGUUUCUUGGACAGCAGAGCGCCAAAACUGUCUGAGGAUGUGAAGACGGCCAUGAUAAUGAAAGGAGGGAACAGCAACCAAACUGUCACCCAGGCCCUCAAAGACAUCUAUGCCCUGAAGAAGCCCAACGCUGUUCUCUACAAGAAGAAGAACAUAACGCGACCUUUUGAAGACUCGACGUCACUGGAGUUUUUCUCCAAGAAGACGGACUGCUCUCUGUUCCUGUUCGGCUCGCACAACAAGAAACGACCCAACAACCUCAUAUUUGGUCGUCUCUUUGACUUUCACGUGCUCGAUAUGGUGGAACUUGGAAUUGAGAAAUACGUGUCUUUGAGUGACAUUAAGGCCAGUAAAUGUCCUGAGGGGACCAAACCGAUGCUGGUGUUUGCAGGGGAGGCUUUCGAUAUGGACAACGAACACAAACGCUUGAAGAGUCUGCUCAUAGACUUCUUCAGAGGGCCCACGGUGUCUGCGGUGCGUCUGGCGGGAUUAGAACAUGUCCUCCACUUUACGGCCCUGGAAGGGAAAGUCUACAUGCGCAGCUACAGGUGUCUGCUGAAAAAGUCUGGGUGUCGGACGCCAAGGAUUGAGCUGGAAGAGAUCGGGCCCUCAUUGGAUUUGGUGUUAAGAAGGACUCACCUGGCUUCAGACGACUUGUACAAGUUAGCUCACAGACGGCCCAAGGCUCUGAAGAUCAGGAAGAAGAAGAAUGUUUCCCAUGAUGCCUUUGGCACGAAGUUUGGCCGUGUGCACAUGCAGAAGCAGGAUCUGACCAAGCUGCAAACGAGGAAGAUGAAGGGUCUGAGGAAGAGGAGGGGAGCAGUGGUCUCUGACGACCAGGAGGGAGGGGCGGCCAAAGCGGCCAAAGUCGACGUCUGAGGGUCACUUUGUCUUUUUCUUCUUCCUGUCCGUACACAUUUAAUGUUCAGCUCCGGUGCUGGACGGUAACCAUGAUUUAAAGACUGAGCGUAAAGCUGAGCAGUAAGGAGGACGUUUAUCUGCUUCCUCUGGCCGUAUCUUCUCUUCCCCGUGUGACUCUCAGCUGAUUCUGUGUCCCGCCCGUCAUCAAUGUGUCGUCUCAAUGCUCUGAUUAAAACCUAGAUUAGGUCCAUCAAAUGUAAUCUACAUGUACAGGGGAAGUCUGCCUGAUAAGAGAUCAAUUCAAGGCAGGGUCAGUGGGUUUGUCUGUGACCUGAAAUGUGUGAGGUUUUCUUUACUGAAGAGAAAUCGGACUGUGUCGAGCUGUCCGGAUCUGUAACUUUUAUUAAAAUCUGAGCUCAUUGUGUCCAUGUC